AUGGAGGACGUUGAGUUCACCAGGUCGCAUUCCAAGUCGCCGCUUCCUGAGGCUGGCAACGACCUAGCCGACCCUCUGCGCCCCGAGAUUGACGAGGAGAACUCUACUCCAAAUCCCCCAAUAGGCGACCCAGAUCAAGACAUGGAGGUCACAGAGACACGACCGGGCGAAAUGCCCGACCAGGACGACGUCGAGGCUGGUUUGUCAGACAAUGAGUCUGUCCUUUCCGAGGCACUAGAUGACGACCAGUUGGACGAACAAUUUGGCGAUUUCGACAUCAACAACGUUGCUAUCGACGAGCGUCCAGCACAAGCCAUUGACGAGGACAACGUCAAGCAAAUUGGUGUACACAAACGAAAGCGCGCUGCAGGAGAAAACGAGGAGCCCAAGAAGAAGAAGAAGAGGGCAGAUAAGCCACGACGCAAGAAGAACAAGGACGGUGACGAUGACGGAGAUAUUGCAGAGGGCGACAGGCGGAGCAAGCGGUCUAAGAAAGGAGGCAAAGCAGCUCGAGGCGCAAGCCCAGAAGGAGAUCCAGACGAGCACCUUACUCCAGAAGAACGUCGAAAAAAGGCACUCAACGCCCAGAUCGACAGUAUAGUCAAAGGAGGCUCUAACCGUCGCCGCAAGAAGGAUGGCAUCGAUCUGGAGCAAAUGGCCGAUCAAGAGAUUGAAGAGAUGCGCCGUCGCAUGGCCGCCGCUGCCGAAGCCGACAACGAAGGCCGAAAGCGCAACGAGCCCGCUCGCCAUAAGCUCAAGCUUUUACCUGAAGUCACAGCUCUGCUCAACAAGAACACACUGAGAGAUACCAUUGUAGACCCGGAAGUAAAUCUGCUUGAGUCGGUGCGUUUCUUUUUGGAACCUCUCAGCGAUGGUAGUCUUCCCGCGUACGACAUUCAGAAGGACCUUUUUGCUUCAUUAGCAAAGUUACCCGUAAACAAGGACACGCUUGUCGCGUCAGGCAUUGGCAAAGUCAUCAUGUUCUACAUCAAAAGCAAGAAGCCCGAAUUGACAAUCAAGCGACAGGCCGAGCGCCUCUUUACAGACUGGACACGUCCCAUUCUCAGGCGGACAGACGACUACCGCAAGAAGGAGUUUGCCCAGGCUGACUACGACCCAACUCAAACGAGAAACUCCGAGAAACCCAUUAACACCCAAGAAGCCGCCAGGGCAGCGACCAGGAAGAAGGCGCUCGAAGCUCCUCGUGCUUUCCAACGCGCUCGCAUGGAGUCUGGUCCCACCACCUACACUAUCGCGCCCAAGAGCAACGUUGUAUUCAACGAGAACGCACGAAAUCGCUCGAGCAACGUGGAUAUCAUGAAGCAGAUUCGUGGUGGUCGUGGUGGUGCCAGGCGUUAA
Messenger RNA from Pyrenophora tritici-repentis Pt-1C-BFP, 1359 nucleotides. RefSeq lists its product as uncharacterized. NCBI's taxonomy places the organism in Eukaryota, Fungi, Ascomycota, Dothideomycetes, Pleosporales, Pleosporaceae. Gene Ontology annotation, biological process: poly(A)+ mRNA export from nucleus. Gene Ontology annotation, cellular component: nucleus. The record is from RefSeq and is a predicted model, not a curated record.